AUGCUCUACAUCUUAAAUUGUGGAAUGGCCUUUCUACCAGGCGUAUGGAUUGAGCUGCUUGUUAUGUUCCGUGUCUAUAUGUUGGCUGCUUAUUGUGCUUUGAAAGAGUUGCUGUUCGAGGCAGCGAAUCAAGGAAUCAAAAAACGUCUCGAAAAUGAGAUCCGGAAGUCUCGUGCUAUAAGAUCCGCUCGCAACAAGCGUGUUUUCAUCACUGGAGCCGAUGGCACGAUUGGACGAGAGGUGGUUAGAAAAUUCCUCCGACAUGGCUUCACUGUGCACGCAUUGGUUGGGAAUCGUGCCAAAGCGAAUGUAUUGUUCGAAUCUCUGAACGGAUCCCGAAUGCCACUGACACUUUAUGAGGUCGACUUCGCAGACCCUCAUGAGGUAGCUAAGUUUGCAAGAGGAUUCAUUAACAGAUGUGGCGAGAUCAGUGUGAUGGUGCUUUGUGCCGGCACUUUGCUGGCUGAUGUAGAAUUUAUUGGCGACGUCGAACGUCAUAUGUGCGUCAACGUGGUUUCGCAAGCCUUACUUUUGAAUCUGUUAAAACCAUUGCUGGCACGCGAUGCAAGGAUACUAUUUCUGAGCUCAUCAACUGCAACCGUAUCUCACUACACGAGCUCUAUGUUGCAAGGAGGUGGUUAUUUUCGAUCUGUUGUUCUUCGCAAGAUCCUUCCUUUGCAUCUGGAAUAG
Messenger RNA from Ostertagia ostertagi, 690 nucleotides. NCBI's taxonomy places the organism in Eukaryota, Metazoa, Nematoda, Chromadorea, Rhabditida, Trichostrongylidae. The record is from the annotation of a GenBank genome assembly.